Messenger RNA from Cucumis sativus (cucumber), 414 nucleotides. Its product is annotated as chromatin target of PRMT1 protein. Bases 1 to 414 code for a protein of 137 amino acids. Lineage: Eukaryota; Viridiplantae; Streptophyta; Magnoliopsida; Cucurbitales; Cucurbitaceae. The transcript has a single exon. The record is from RefSeq and is a predicted model, not a curated record.
AUGAGACGAGGUGAUGGGGCUCAUGGUAAGAUAUUUGGACGGGGUGGUAAAGUUACAGGCAAAAUAUUGGAACGAGGGGGUGAAGCUCUUGGUGAAACAAUUGGGCGAGGUGGUGAAGCUCUUGGUGAGAUAUUUGGACGGGGUGGUAAAGCUACAGGCGAAAUAUUAGGACGAGGGGGUGAAGCUCUUGGUGAAACAAUGGGACGAGGUGGUAAAGCUAUUGGUGAGAUAUUGGGACGGGGUGGUAGAGCUAUGGGCGAAAUACUGGGACGAGGGGGUGAAACUCUUGGUGAAACAAUGGGACGAGGUGGUAAAGCUAUUGGUGAGAUAUUUGGACGGGGUGGUAGAGCUAUGGGCGAAAUACUGGGACGAGGGGGUGAAACUCUUGGUGAAAACAAUGGGACGAGGUGGUAA